CCGUGCGUAUAAGGUGGGGGGGGACCAGGGGCACAGCAGAAGACUCAAAUUCUCAAACUCUUUCCGCUUUCGUAUUUGGAUUGCUCAUGUGGUUGUCAUUGUCAGUGAACAUCUUCAACUUUCAACCUCAUUCUCGUUAUUGACGAAGACAUUGGUUCAGUCGCUGACCUCGUUUCAUAAGUUAAAGUAGGAUAAUGUCACUGACUAAACUUUUGAGGUUAAAAGCGCUUAUUUCACAACCAAAACAGAUCAAAAUCUUGUUGGAAAAUGCUAAAAUUGGUGCUACAAACAGAAGGCUCUUAAGUGGCAGUCAAAAUGAAAUGAAAACCACUUUGGAAGUGCCCUUUUACAUGACGUGCAGCAAUAACAUGAAGGCCGAAGAAUGUCAAUUGCUUUACAAAGACAUGGUUGUGUUUGAAAACUUUUUAUCAGAAACUGAGGAAAAAGUUAUAUUUGAUGAAAUUGAGCCAUACAUGUCACGACUCCACUAUGAAUAUGAUCAUUGGGAUAAUGCUAUUCAUGGGUUCCGAGAAACAGAACGGCUUCAUUGGACCCAACCAAGUAUGCUGAUUUUAGACAAGGUGCGCCAAGCAGCGUUUCCAGCGGGAAAACCACAACUGCGACAUGUUCAUGUUCUUGAUCUCUCAGCUGAUGGCUACAUCAAGCCACACAUUGAUAGCGUCAAAUUCUGUGGUGAUACAAUAGCAGGUUUGAGCCUUCUCUCAGAUAGUGUGAUGCGCCUAGUCCAUGAGAAAGAUAGUUCGAAGAUUGUAGAUGUAAUACUCAAGCAAAGAUCCUUGUAUAUCAUGAGGGAUUCCGCACGAUACGACUACACCCAUGAGAUAUUGAAACAAGCCGAUUCCAAAUUUAAAAGUGUGAUUGUGCCUAAAGGUAGAAGAAUUUCUGUAAUUUGCAGAAGUGAAGUUACUAAAAAGCAAUAAGACUGUCAUAGUAUUUACUAUUGGUUAUCAAUAAAUUUCAGUGAUCAGAGAUAAUUAUUUUAAUAAUUCUCAAAAAAUGUUAUUAGUGUAACAUGAUACAAUAAACAAGUCUGUGAUUUACA
Molecule: messenger RNA, 1063 nt
Organism: Thrips palmi
Lineage: Eukaryota; Metazoa; Arthropoda; Insecta; Thysanoptera; Thripidae
Product: alpha-ketoglutarate-dependent dioxygenase alkB homolog 7, mitochondrial
Exons: 4
Coding region: 195-941 (248 amino acids)
Biological process (GO): fatty acid metabolic process; DNA damage response
Cellular component (GO): mitochondrial matrix
Source: RefSeq, a predicted model, not a curated record